Molecule: messenger RNA, 1689 nt
Organism: Bubalus bubalis (water buffalo)
Lineage: Eukaryota; Metazoa; Chordata; Mammalia; Artiodactyla; Bovidae
Gene: DUSP15
Product: dual specificity phosphatase 15
Exons: 7
Coding region: 637-1326 (229 amino acids)
Biological process (GO): regulation of cell population proliferation; positive regulation of JNK cascade; protein dephosphorylation
Cellular component (GO): cytosol
Molecular function (GO): protein tyrosine/serine/threonine phosphatase activity
Source: RefSeq, a predicted model, not a curated record
ACACAGAAUCUGAAGAUCAGAGGACCCCUAGCGAUCCAAAUCCAGCCCCUGUCACGUUUCUACCAGAAAACCGACGAGGCCGAAGAAGCCCGGCAUUUUGCCCCAGGGCCCCACAGGGAGGGCCGGGCCGAGCCGGAACUGGGAUCCGAGUCUCUGGGCCCCGAGGCUGGGGGGCUCUCUCUGCCCCCAUCCGCCGCCGUCCCCUCCCCGAGCCUGACGGUGCCAGGGUUGGGGGAGCGCCCCCACCCCCCCACCUCCGGAGGUGGAGGCCCCACGCGGCCCCAACAAGCUGUCGUUGUCCCGCGGGCCCCGGGCCCGGCACACUGGGGCUUUGUCCAGCCCCCCACCGCGACCCGCGGGUUGGUGGGGGGCGGCCCACGUGACCGAGGAGGUAGGAGGAGCCUGUGGCGGCGGCGGCGGCUCCAGCAUUUCCCUCCCUGGCCGGGGGGGCGGCGGGCGGCGGCGGCGGCGGUGGAGGCGGCUGGGCAGAGCUGGGCCGAGCUGCGGACGCCGGGCCCCCCGAUCCCCGCCAGGCUGCAGGCGCCGGGCCCGGGCCGUCAGGGCAGCUGUUACCCUUGCGUUCAGCGGGUGGCGAGCUGGGGUGCUCCCGGAACCCCGUGCCUGGGAUCAUGGGGAAUGGUACUUCCUGGACUCUACCUCGGAAACUUCAUUGAUGCCAAAGACACAGAUCAGCUAGGCCGGAAUAAGAUCACACACAUCAUCUCCAUUCACGAGUCACCCCAGCCUCUGUUGCAGGACAUAACCUACCUUCGCAUCUCAGUGGCCGACGCCCCUGAGGUACCCAUCAAAAAGCACUUCAAGGAAUGUAUCAACUUCAUCCACUGUUGCCGCCUCAAUGGGGGAAACUGCCUUGUACACUGCUUUGCAGGCAUCUCCCGAAGCACCACCAUCGUGACGGCGUAUGUGAUGACUGUGACGGGGCUAAGCUGGAGGGACGUGCUUGAAGCCAUCAAGACCACCCGGCCCAUUGCCAACCCCAACCCAGGCUUUAGGCAGCAGCUUGAGGAGUUUGGCUGGGGCAGUUCCCGGAAGCUUCGCCGGCAGCUGGAGGAGCGCUUCGGCGAGAGCCCUUUCCGCGACGAGGAGGAGGUGCGCGCGCUGCUGCCGCUGUGCAAGCGCUGCCGGCAGGGCUCGGCGACCGCGGCCGCUUCCCCGGCGCCCAACUCCACGGCCUCGGAGGGGACCUUGCAGCGCCUGGUGCCGCGCUCGCCCCGGGAGGCCCACCGGCCGCUGCCGCUGUUGGCGCGCGUCAAGCAGACUUUCUCCUGCCUCCCGCGGUGUCUGUCCCGCAAAGGCAGCAAGUGAGGAUCCCGCCCCCGCCGCGGCGCCCCUCGUCCUCCCGACUGGUCCCCCUUCUGGGAUCGUCCGGGCUUCUCACGGCCUUCAGGAGGGGCCCAGCGCCCGUGGGAGCCGCGCGGAGGCCUGAUCCCUGCCCCUGCCCCUCUGCCCGCCUGGCUUGUCUGCGUCCGCAGUCCGUGUGUCCAUCUGUGUGUGUGGCUCUGUGUCUGGGCCGGCCUGCUGCAGCCACCUGGUGCCUUAGUCCUUGGGCUGGGGGAGGGCGCCUCCCCCUGCCCCGCCCCAUUGAAGGCGGCGGGAGUGGGAGUGGGUGAGGGGGAGGGUUGGAUGGGCCUGGAGGAUAUUAAAGAGACGCAGAAGCUGCCGGUCUGA